AUGCAUCUUAUAUUCCGUCUACUUAUAGUGUCAACCUAUUUUACAUAUGGAGAAUGUCUCAAAUGUUACAGUUGUGAUGGUCCUACGGACUGCGCUCAUCCACGACAACAAUUAUGUCCCCAAAAUAAUGAAUGUUUCACGGUUGCACAAAAUUACGAUACAAAACUAAACGGUUUACGAAAAGGUUGUGCGCCCACAUGCGAUCGAGUAAAUAUUGAAGGAAUGUUGUGCAGAACUUGUAAAUUCGAAUUAUGUAACGGAGAAACAGGCUUAGGUAAAGCAUUCGAAAAACCUGCUAUUUUACCACCUCAGAGACCUUUCGGUAUGUGUUUCUGA
This is a messenger RNA of Brugia pahangi, 336 nucleotides long. NCBI's taxonomy places the organism in Eukaryota, Metazoa, Nematoda, Chromadorea, Rhabditida, Onchocercidae. The record is from the annotation of a GenBank genome assembly.